AGAGAGAGAGAGAGAGAAGAGAGUAUUGGUAUGUAGUGUGGUCCAGCGGAGUCUAUGGCUGACCGACUUUGAGAGCAGCCGUAUCAGAUAAGGAUAGAGAGAGAAAAAAGAGUGUUUGAGAAACAAUAUUAUUCUCUCCAGCCUCCAUUUUCCCUUUGGUUUUUUCUCUACUACUUUUAUUUUUCUUCUAAGCUCUAGCUAAUUGUGUAAAAGGAUUUACCAGAGAAGAGUCAAUAUCUCUAUAGAGUACUUAAAACCCAAGUUCAAUUAUCUGGGUUUUCUUUGUUUUACUCAAUUCAGUGUUAGUAUCUAUUGUCAAGCAGUACUAUAUAUUCUCUGAGAUAAUUUCUUUCUUUAAUUGUGUAAUCUCUUGUUGUGCUUUAGUUUUUCUCCUUUUGGUAUAUCUAGCUUCCCAUUUCUAGCAAAGUCUAUCCAAUCUUGUACUAUUUGAGCUGAGUUCUUAUUCUUAUAUAUAUAUAUAUAUAUAGUUGCCGAUCACUAAGAUGAUAUCUGAAGAUGAUCUUUCAGUUAAUCCCAGCUCCACCAUCAGUAGAGGGUUUGCUCAAGAACCAAAUCCAAACCCUAACCCUAACCCUAAUACAAAUCCCUCAGCCAAGAAGAAAAGAAAUUUACCAGGAAAUCCAGAUCCAGAUGCAGAAGUGAUAGCGUUGUCCCCAAAGUCUCUCAUGGCGACGAACCGAUUCCUUUGCGAGAUUUGCAACAAGGGUUUUCAAAGAGACCAGAAUCUACAACUACACCGACGAGGACACAACCUUCCAUGGAAGCUCCGGCAGAGAUCAAACAAAGACGUUAUUCGGAAAAAGGUCUACGUUUGUCCUGAGAAGACCUGCGUGCACCAUGACCCUUCUCGAGCUCUCGGUGACCUCACCGGAAUAAAAAAACACUUCAGUCGAAAACACGGCGAGAAGAAGUGGAAGUGUGAGAAGUGUUCCAAAAAGUACGCUGUUCAAUCUGAUUGGAAGGCUCACACCAAGAUUUGUGGGACUAGAGAGUAUAAAUGUGAUUGUGGAACACUCUUCUCCAGGAAGGAUAGCUUCAUAACACACAGAGCUUUCUGUGACGCAUUAGCUGAAGAAAAUGCUCGUUUCGGUACUACAGCAAUCCCAACUACUAAUAUUCUUCCCAACUUCAUCAACAACAAUAUCAAUAAUCCUCAAACGAUUGCCGCUGCCGGCAGAAUGGCACAUCCUCAGCUCUCGCCUAUCUUUCCGCCCGAAUUCGGCUCCGAAUCAAUGAACAGUUUCGGUACUAAUAGUAGUGCCGCGGGAGAAAUUAGGUCAAGGCUGCCGGUGUGGCUAGACCCCGCGAAUUCACACCAUCAACUCAGCUCCAAUAACAACACUCCUUUCAUGACCACGGCCACCGCUGGAAACUCCCCCGGUGGCUUUUCUGAAGUACUGUUGCAAACCGCAGCUACCUCCGCCAAUAUGUUCGGCCAACAGCCUCCUCAUCAUCAGUGGUUCAACAAGUUUUCAGCUCACGAUCAUCACCAUGCCGCGACCACUUUUCCAGCCAUGUCAUCAUUGCCCAGAGGAUUAAAAGAAGAGGAAGAAUCCAAAGGAAACAAUAACAACAGUACGACUACUACUACUACUACUAAUAAUAAUAUUAGUCUUUCGGAGAGUAUGACAUCUUCUUCUCUGCUUCCAAACAAUCAGAACCUCCAAUUACAAGGUCCAGCACACAUGUCAGCCACUGCUCUUCUCCAAAAAGCAGCUCAAAUGGGAUCCACUAGAAGCAACCCUACAUCUUUCAAUGGCAGCGCCUUUGGUUUGAUGAGCUCAUUAUCGUCAUCUAGCUCCCACAAGCAAGUGCUGUUCAGGCAACCGGUCAACCAUCAGUCAACGGCUGAGAAUAACUUCAAUGACUUAGUCAACUCUCUCCAAGCUUCUUCAGAUAAUAAUAAUAAUACUAAUAUUAGUGACAGUAAUAAUAACAAUGGGCCUGCAGUUUUGUCGAGCCCAUCAUCGUUCAAGAGUUUGGAUCAGUUCAGUUUGAAGCAAGUCCCAGCCCAACCCUCAUCGGCUACUACUACAACUACUAUUACUAAUGAAAACGAUGAGCACAGUUUAACCAGAGAUUUUCUUGGAGUUGGAGGUGAUGGUCAUAUUCAUGGGAGUGGUUCCAAUUUCUUUCAACAAGAGCUUGCCAAGUUUGCUUCAAUGGGUUCGGCCAUGAACUUGAGCCAGUACAAUGGGCAUCAGUAGGCAUAAUAAAGACAAGCACAUAAAAGGUAAUAAUUCACAAUUAGGCCCUUCUGUUGUACUACUAUGUACAAUAACCAUUAAUGUCGAGAAAAAAGAAAAGUAGCUAGUUUUGGAUAGAACACAAUACCAAAUUGGAGGAUUACAAUUAUUAGGAGCUAGGGGAAAAAAAAGAAGAAAAACAAAAUAUCAUGCUGAGUUAGACUCUAAAAGCGGGCGAGUCAACUCACUUAUAUAGAGAGAGAUAAGUAUAGAGAUCUCGUGAAUGGUCAGAGAUAGAGAGGUCUGGGCCAGUGCAUGUUGGAGAAGACUAAACAAAAAGAGACUUGGCAAUCAAGCGUGAGUCUUCGGGGGCCCUCUAUCCAUGCAUGUUGUAGAUUUUUUUUUUUAAAUUUUACUUUUGUGACAUUUUUACUUUUCCUUGACGUUGAUAAAACCUAGUGUGUCAUACUCGGCCAGUGACAUUUUUGUCAUGGCUCAUUCUCCUAGUAGUAGUAGUAUCGUCUUCAACGACAUUUUCCACCUCAACUUAUAAUAAAAUUAUUCUCAUGCAUGUGUGUGUGGGCUCCGUAUUCCUCACUAAUUAAUAUACAAUUCUAUUUCUAUGCC
Molecule: messenger RNA, 2834 nt
Organism: Humulus lupulus (European hop)
Lineage: Eukaryota; Viridiplantae; Streptophyta; Magnoliopsida; Rosales; Cannabaceae
Product: zinc finger protein BALDIBIS-like
Exons: 3
Coding region: 504-2228 (574 amino acids)
Cellular component (GO): nucleus
Molecular function (GO): DNA-binding transcription factor activity
Source: RefSeq, a predicted model, not a curated record